UUUUUUAGAAACGUAGCUGUUGGUGGAGGAAUUGUUCUGCUUCUAGCUGAAACUCAAGAGGAAAAAUCUUCGCUUUUUGCUGGAGUGCCAACAAUGGGUGAUACAAACAAACCAAAAUCUUAUAUGUUACUAGCAGGACGAGUGCUUUUAAUCUUCAUGUUUACGUCCCUACUACACUUUGAAAUGAGCUUUUUACAGGUGAUUGAAAUUGUAGUCGGAUUUGCAUUGAUCAUGUUAGUUUGUGUUGGAUAUAAAACGAAGCUAUCAGCCAUGUUUCUCGUUGUUUGGCUGUUUGGAUUGAAUCUUUGGCUGAACGCUUGGUGGACCAUUCCUUCAGACCGUUUCUACCGUGAUUUCAUGAAAUAUGAUUUCUUCCAGACAAUGUCUGUAAUCGGAGGUUUACUUCUCGUUAUUGCCUACGGUCCAGGCGGUGUGUCUGUGGAUGACUACAAAAAGCGAUGGUAA
Messenger RNA from Strongylus vulgaris, 465 nucleotides. Lineage: Eukaryota; Metazoa; Nematoda; Chromadorea; Rhabditida; Strongylidae. The record is from the annotation of a GenBank genome assembly.